UUCUAUUUACUCUUUCAAUCAGUGCGAGUGUUUGCCCCUGGCCGGCGUGCACGCGCGGGUGAUGCGCUAGCCAUGAUCUCGCAGAAGCUCUCGUACGGCGACGUGCCGACGUCCGCGUCGCUGUCCUCGCUGUCGCCCGGGCUCGCGCCGCCCUACGUCAACGGCAUGGGCUGCAUGCCGGCGCAGCCCUACCCCAACCUGUACGCCAACAACAUGGUCGCCGGCGGCUCCUGCAUGGGCUCGCCCGGCCUGGGCUACUCGCCGCCCAGCACCAUGGCGUCCUGCAUGGGCGGCGGCGGCGCCGUGCCCUACGGCUCGCUGCCGCGCGAGCAGGAGGCCGCCUCGCCCACCUCGGCGCUGCAGCGCGCGCGCAACGACAAGACCUACCGCCGCUCCUACACGCACGCCAAGCCGCCCUACUCCUACAUCAGCCUCAUCACCAUGGCCAUCCAGAACAGCUCCACGCGCAUGCUCACGCUCUCCGAGAUCUACCAGUUCAUCAUGGACCUGUUCCCGUUCUACCGACAGAACCAGCAGCGCUGGCAGAACUCGAUCCGGCACUCGCUGUCGUUCAACGACUGCUUCGUGAAGGUGCCGCGGACGCCGGACAAGCCGGGCAAGGGCUCGUUCUGGACGCUGCACCCGGACAGCGGGAACAUGUUCGAGAACGGCUGCUUCCUGCGGCGGCAGAAGCGGUUCAAGGACGAGAAGAAGGAGACGAUCCGGCAGGCGCAGAAGGCGGCGCACGGGCACGGGCACGGGCACGACAAGCGCGCCGAGCACGGCCACGAGAAGGCGCCGGCGCCGGGCGAGGACAAGGAGAUGCGCGACGAGCUGCUGGCCCAACUGCACGCGGCGCCGGAGCUGUGCCUGCCCGAGCACACGCCGCUGGCGCUGGAGCACUACGCGCAGCUGAAGCAGGAGCCCACGGGCUACGCGCCGCCGCCGCACCCCUUCAGCAUCACGCGCCUGCUGCCCGGCGCCGACUCCAAGUCCGAGCUGAAGAUGUACGACGUGAACUACGGCUACGGGCACGCGCCGGCCGACAACUACUACCAGUCGCCGCUGUACCACCACCACCACGCGCACGCGCAGCCGCCCUUGUGACAGUACCCGCUGGCCUAGGCGCGCCGCGCGCCCUGGCCCGCGCCCGACCACCCCGCGCCCUAGUAAGUCACAGACAAUCAGAAAUCUCAUACCGAUAUUGAAGUGAGCUCGUG
This is a messenger RNA of Ostrinia furnacalis (Asian corn borer), 1220 nucleotides long. RefSeq names its product fork head box protein (gene fkh). The coding region runs from base 73 to 1107 and encodes 344 amino acids. The transcript has a single exon. Gene Ontology annotation, molecular function: transcription factor binding; protein domain specific binding; DNA-binding transcription factor activity, RNA polymerase II-specific. The record is from RefSeq and is a predicted model, not a curated record. Gene Ontology annotation, biological process: regulation of transcription by RNA polymerase II; cell differentiation; anatomical structure morphogenesis. NCBI's taxonomy places the organism in Eukaryota, Metazoa, Arthropoda, Insecta, Lepidoptera, Crambidae.